AUGUCGUCUUCCAUGUCUCCGAUCGACAACAAGACCGAGUCAUCUCCCAUUGGAAUCUCCGUCGUCGAGGUCAAUCCUUCGUUGAGCAGCCGCGACGGACCUGUGUCGGAUCCAAAUUUUGCGCCCCAAGAGCAAUGGCAACCGGGAUUCUGGAAGCGGUUUCCCUGGGUCGGGUUCGGAUGUCUCUUGAUGGUUGUCGUCUUCUCGACCGUUGCGAUUAUUAUUUUGAAAGUAACAAAUGACAGACCCGUCUCGUCAUGGCCGCAGAAGAUGCCCCCCAACGUCAUCUUGUCCGUGUGCAACAGCGGUACUAGCAUCUGUAUCGCCAUCGCCGUGGCACAGGGCAUUGCCGUGUCGUGGUGGAGGAGAGCAAUGAAAGGCGCGACAAUCGCGGAUCUGCAUAAUACUUGGGCCUUUGGUAGCAGUAUUGCUUCCGUGGUGUUGAACGUCAAGUAUUUCAACAUCGCUGCCCUUGCAGCCAUCGUCACGAAGAUUACAAUCAUCGACGGCAUCCUCUUCCAACGCUCCACCAGCACGUACGUCAGACUGGGACCUAACCGCGACGUCAACAUCACCACUUUUCCCACGCCACAGCUUCCAUUUACCGCCAAGCUGAAUGAGGCCGCUAAUGACACAAGCGUCUUGACCUUUGCGUUUACCAGUGAUGUUAUGAAUUGGGAUAGCUCUGCCUAUGGCCAGCCCUACCAACCUAAUGGAUUCACUGAGUGUCAGGGCAUUUGCAACCUCACCGUCCUUGCCCCCGGGUAUAUCGCUAAUUGUACCAACCAUCAUGCUCAAAUGCGAAGUGUGGAUCCGGUCGGCGAAGCUGCGGCACACGUUGGGCCUAACAAGACUCAUGCUAAUGUCGAGACCAUCCUCUUCAGUGUCAGUUUCAACACCACGUUUCCAACGGCGGCGAAGAAUUAUACUUGGAUCGGCCUCAACUUGACAUACAACGACGUGGACUCUGACGCUCCAGCGACGCAGAAAUGUCCUUUGAAGAUAUGGACAAAGCAAUGCGAGCUGAGAGAGGCGAUGUUAAAAUACCCCCUCUACCUGGAGUUCGCCAAUGGUACCACGACCUCACCCAACGACACGAACUCACAGACAACUGUUUAUUUUGGUAGCGUUGACCCGAUUGAUGGAACCCUGGACCCUGCCACCGGCGACUUUGACGACCACAAAGGCCAAAUCCCCGGAUUUGACUUCGAGCAUUGGAUUGCAGAAGCUACCGCCUGGAGGCCUACGAGUGGGGCGUUGACUCGCACUGGCGGUAUCGCUCGCGCAUUGUCAGAUCGCUACAAAAGCACCGCGACGUUAAACACAACAAGCAAUGACAAAGGUUCCUCCUAUUACCUCUCCACCACUGGGCAACUUUCCGGCACGGAAGAAUACGAAUACGGUACUGACGGAUGCCCUCUCAUAUUUGUUGAUCCAAUGACAGACAUCAUGGUUGGACUGAACACACUGACCUUCCUCACGGCACAAGAUCUAUAUAACCGCCCAACUUUCUUGGAUAAUCCCGAUGCGGAUUGGGAUGCAUACUCGAAUUCGAGCCGAGUUUUCGUCCCAGCGAGUGAGCGUAGACCCGAGGUCUAUUACCAGACAAAAUAUGGUUGGAUGUUUGGUGCCCUCGCAUCUACACUCGUUUGUGUCCUGUUGGUCCUGCCGUCAUACUGGGGAUUCUGGGAGCUGGGACGGAAGGUGACGCUGAACCCAAUCGAGGUGGCCAACGCCUUCCAGGCUCCUGCUUUCGCCCCGGCACACCCCCGGAGCGGCUUAGCUGAUGAUAUCGUGAAAGUGGCAGGAGAGCGAGUGGUGAGGUAUACUGUUGCCGAGGCCUCGGAGCGUGGGGGAGCUUAUAGGAUCGUCCCUCUAUGA
Fonsecaea multimorphosa CBS 102226 is the source of this 1881-nucleotide messenger RNA. RefSeq lists its product as uncharacterized. The record is from RefSeq and is a predicted model, not a curated record. Bases 1 to 1881 code for a protein of 626 amino acids. NCBI's taxonomy places the organism in Eukaryota, Fungi, Ascomycota, Eurotiomycetes, Chaetothyriales, Herpotrichiellaceae. The transcript has a single exon.